AUGAAUAAGAACUCACAUCCAAAGGUGAAUUAUAAGCACCCUAAUGGACUACCGACACUACUUCAUCUAUCACAAAUAUCAAUAAAACGUCAUAUAACUCAAUUACAAGAUGUUGGAGCAACACCAUUUCAUUUAUUAGAACCAAUACUAAAAUUAAUGUCAUCUAAACAAUUAAAUCAAUUGGAAGAUUUAUCAAAUCAAUUAAUGCCAUAUACUGAUGAGAUUUGGAGUCAUCUAAUAAAAAAAGAUUUCCCCGAUAGACCAACAAAUAUAGGACCAUUAACUUCAACCACCAAAUUAAAAUUUGAUAAGAUGCCGUAUAAAUCACUAUAUUUCAAAUAUGUUAAACAAAGAGAUGAUUUUAGAAAAGAUUCAGCUAAUAGAUUAAGACAUAUGAAUAAUACCUUAAAAAAGGAAAAAACAAUGAAUCAAAUUGUAACUGUUGAUGAAAUACGACGAGAUCCAUCAAUUAAAAGAAGAAAUUAUGAUUCUUCAGGGAAUUUUAGAAGAAGUACUCAACCUUUAAAUAAAAACACUAUAUUAGGUAAGGCAUUAAGAGAAUCUCAAUCAAGAUCAUUAAUGUUUGGUAAAACACCUACAAAAAGAUUCGAUCCUUAUGAUGCAUUCAACUAUAGAGAUGAUGUUCCAAUAAGAGCUCCAAGAUCAUCAAUUAAUAGAACUACUUUUUUUAAUCAACCUAAUACACUCAAUAGACCUAUACAGCCACCUAUUAAGAUAAAUAAAUCUAUAAAUCAGCCUAAAUCCACACCAAAAUCUGCGUCGCCUCCACCAUCACCAGCAGAAGUUGCUGAAAUUGCAAGAAAAAGAAGACUACAACAACAACAACCGUCUAUAUUUUUGAAAUCUAGAAAAAUUCAAACUUCUCCAUCACCUACAAAAGUGAAAAAGAAACCACAAUCACAAGAAAAAGAAUCACCUAGUAAAAUUAAAUCAAUGAAAUCUUCUAUUUUUAGUUAA
This is a messenger RNA of Lodderomyces jiufengensis, 978 nucleotides long. It is a transcript of the gene ELA1, whose product is annotated as elongin A. NCBI's taxonomy places the organism in Eukaryota, Fungi, Ascomycota, Pichiomycetes, Serinales, Debaryomycetaceae. Gene Ontology annotation, biological process: transcription elongation by RNA polymerase II. Gene Ontology annotation, cellular component: nucleus; elongin complex. The coding region runs from base 1 to 978 and encodes 325 amino acids. The record is from RefSeq and is a predicted model, not a curated record. The transcript has a single exon.